GCGGUAGCCUAGCAGCAACAAGGUAGAAGCUGGGACUUAGCAGGAGUAUAUUGACAGAUGGAGUUUCAGGCUUAAGUCGGCUGUUGCCUCUGGUGCACUGCACUGCUUUGAAGUGAUCGUGUUCCCAUAUCCCGAUCUCAGUUUGUUGACAAAUGUUAUAUCUAGUCAAUUGGAUUCAAACCACCCAGAAGCUUGAAGAUGCCACCCAAUCUUGAUUGGGGUCAGCUAAUGAAAGUUGAUCCAGAUGCCUUGUCUGGUCAGGAAAGGCUUGCAGAUAAGCUUCUUCUCUCCCUUUCUGAGGUUGAGAGCAAUGACCUGAAAGAAAGUGACCAAGACAAGCUCAUUCAGCUUUUCAGAAUCACCCAAGCUUUAAUGAAGAUGAAAGCCCAGGAAGUGGAUAUGGCUGUAGAAGAAGUAGAAAAAGCUGGUGAAGAACAAGCAACAAUAGAAAACCAGCUGAAAGCUAAAGUGAUCAAACUGGAAAAUGAGUUGGAGAUGGCUCAGAUGUCUGUGGGUGGGAGAGACACUCGUUUUCUUCGGGAUGAGAUUCGGCAGCUGGAAAAUCAAUUGGAGCGCAAAGAAAAGGAGCUGGCUGAAAUGGAGAAGCAAAUUAACAAGGAAAAGAAAGCCAGUGAAAAUCUGACACUUCGAGCUGAAGAAGCAGAAAAUGAAAACGGCAAGCUAAGAAGAGAGAAUGACCUGCUUCGACAGGACAUCAUUGAUUAUCAGAGGCAGAUAGACUCCCAAAGAGAGACUCUUCUUUCCAGGAGAGGAGGUGAUUCGGAUUUCCGAUCCCAGCUCUCUAAGAAGAACUUAGAGCUUGUUCAGUAUCUAGAUGAAAUUCAGAAUUUGACGGAAGCAAAUGAGAAACUGGAAGUUCAGAACCAUGAGAUGCAGAAGAACCUGGAGGAAUCUGUUAAUGAAAUGGAAAAGAUGACUGAUGAAUAUAACAAAAUGAAGGUGGUUGUGCAACAGACUGAUAUUUUCAUGGACCAGCUAAGCAAAGAAAAAGAGCACCUUAGACUUCAAGUGCAAGAGCUGACAGAACACAUUCAGGCAAGAACAGAAGAGGAUGAUCCAGUAAUGGCAGCAGUAAACGCAAAAGUGGAGGAGUGGAAGAGUGUGUUAUCUGCAAAGGAUGAUGAAAUUAUCGAAUACCAGCAGAUGUUGAGGGACCUCAAAGUAAAGCUCAAAACCACCCAGCUUGACUCUGACAAAAAUAAUGUCAUGGCCCUCCAGCAGGCUGUACAAGAACGGGACAGUCAGAUCAAGAUGCUGACUGAUCAAGUAGAACAAUACACAAGUGAGAUGGAAAGAAAUGCACUUGUUAUUGAAGACCUAAAAAAACAGCUUCAGAAAGAUACAGGUCUUCCAUCGUUAACACAGCAGAACAGAAUUGGAGAGAUCCAGACAAAGCUACAGGUGGCAGAGAAGAGGGCACUGGAGGCUGAGAGGGUAGCGGAUCUGGCAGAGUCUGAUGCCAGAGACAAGGACAAAGAACUAAGUGAAGCUCUGGCUCGAAUGAGAGCAUAUGAGGCUGGUGAAUAUGGUCUGGAAAAUGCUGUUGCAGAAAUUAAGGAAUGCAAAACCCAGAUAAAGAUAAGAGAUCACGAAAUUGAGGCUCUGACAAAAGAAAUUAAUAAACUUGAAAUGAAGAUCAAUGACCUGUUGGACGAAAAUGAAGAUUUUAGAGAACGUUUGGGUCUUAAUCCUAAAGAGAUUGUUGAUUUGACUGAAUUUCGAAGAACAAAGGCUCUGAAACAGCAACAGUACUGUGCAGAAAACCAGAUCCUCCUUAAGGAGAUUGAGAGGCUGGAAGAAGAACGGCUUGAGCUGAAGAAACAUAUCAGAAGACUUGCGAAAGACAAAGGGAAGAGAGCUGCUGCAUUAGGACUUACAGCAGAUGAUUUGCAGCUUGUUGACGAUUUCACAGAAAAUCUGAAAAGCUCUGAAAAACCAAACCUAACUCCUUAUACUGACAGUCUUGAGCAGAUCAAACACAGGAAUGAACAUCUUUUAAAAGAACUGUACGGUAAAGAAAAAGAAUUGGAACUUAAAAAGACAGAAUUAGCUCAAUUAAAAUCCAAGUCAAAAAACACAAUGGAAGAAAAUAAACAGCUUGAGCAGGGAAUGAAAGAAAUAUUACAAGCAAUAAAAGAUACACAAAAGGAUUCAAAAGGAGAAACUGGCCUUAAUAUCCCCAUUCUGGAAAGGCUUGUCAAUGCAAUUGAGACAAAGAGCUCAGAGGGAGUAUUUGAUGCCAAUGUGCAUUUAAAGGCUCAAGUUGAUCAACUCACUGGGCGAAAUGAUGAACUGAGGAAGGAAAUGAAAGAAGCUCGCAAAGAGGCUGCAAGUGCUGCCAACCAGCUGGAGAAAGCCAAUGAAAAGGUUGCUCGCAUGGAAAAUGAAAUACAAAUGCUACAUCAGUCAGGUGGGAGCGGUGUUGUGUUUAAGAUUCUUAAUCUUCCAGAUAAGAUGGCCCCUUCUAGUGCUGAAGUAAUCAAUUCUCUUAAUGAGUAUACAGUUGAACUUCUACAGGAAUUACAUAAUAAAGAGGAAUCUAUGAUGAAGCUGGAAGAAGCUUUAGAAGAAUACAAGCGGAAAUUUGCUGUGAUUCGUCAUCAACAAGGACUGCUAUAUAAGGAGUACCAAAGUGAAAGAGAAUUAUGGCAAAAGGAUACUGAAAAGAUUCAGGAACUCCAAGAUAAACUUGGAGAGCAGAAGGAGCAGGAUGCUGCUAAAAUACAAGAGUAUAAUCAUUGGUUAGAUGUGCUACAGAAAGACCCUGAUGAAAUAAAGAAACAACUGGCUGAAGCUGCUCGAAAAAUGACUGUCCUACGGGUAAAUGAGAAGUCCCUGACAAGGCAUUAUACAACCCUAAUGGAAAUGGAGCAGCAUCUCAGAAAGGAGAACAACAAAUUAAAGAAUGAAAUGAUUGCAAUGGAGGCAGCAGUGGCAGAAAGAGUUGGAUACCUACAAAGAUAUAAGGACAUGGGAGCUUUUAAAAUAGCUGCAUUGCAAAAAGCCUUGAAUGACAGUGUUCCCUCUGCUGAUCUGGAGAGAGCAAAUAAACAGUAUAAUGACCUGACAACCAAAUACAGAGACAUGCUGCAAAAGGACAACUUGCUUGUUCAGAAAACGACCAACCUGGAAUAUUUAGAGGGUGAAAGUACAGUUCUCCGCGGACAAAUUGAUGCCUUGAACAAAGAACUUGAGAUAACCAAGGAAAAGCUGCACACAUUAGAGCAAGCCUGGGAACAGAUCACCAAAUUAGGAGGUGAAAGUGCAAUGGAUAAAGCAACCAAGGCAAUCACCAAUGGUGAAAUUGUGUCCAUCUCCAAGAAAAUUACGACGCUGGAAAUGAAAGAAUUGAAUGAACGACAGAGAGCAGAACAUGCACAUAAAAUGUACGAACACCUGAGAAGCUCGUUCAGACAAGUAGAGGAGCGUAACUUUGAGCUGGAAACCAAAUUUGCAGAACUAACUAAACAAAAUCUAGAAGCUCAAAGGAUAGAACAGGAGCUAAGGGAUGAAUUGGCUAACAGCGUUAGUAAAGCAGUUAGUGAUGCUGACAGGAGAAGGAUUAUGGAGUUGGAGAAAACUGAGGCUGACCUGAAGAUUGAAGUAUCAAAGUUAAGAGAUGUCUCAGAUAUAGCCAAGAUGCAGACUUCUGCUUUGGAAGCUCGCCAACAGUCCAGAGAAAAGGAAGUAGAAGCCCUUAGAAAGCUAGUGUUGGAUUAUCAGGCUCAAUCAGAUGAGAAAGCCCUCAUAGCGAAGUUCCACCAACACAUUAUAGCAUUACAGGUGAGUGAAGCAACCGCUGUUAGCAAACUUGAGGCCACAGUGACCAAACUGCAGAAGCUGGAGGCCUACAACCUGCGCCUGGAGCAGAAAAUGGACGAUAAGGAGCAGUCGUUGUACUAUGCCAGACAGGAGGGGCGGAACAGAGCCAAACACCUGAGGCAGACUGUGCAGUCCCUCAGGAGGCAGUUCAGUGGCGCCCUGCCACUGUCCCAGCAAGAAAAGUUCUCCAAGACCAUGAUCCAGCUGCAGAAUGACAAGCUGAAGGUGCUUCAGGAGGUGAAGCAGGCUGAACAGGAGAGUAGAAAGGCUGAAGACAAGGCUCUGGAACUGGAAGUCCGUCUCAAGGGGCUGGAGGAGCUGAUAAGCACACUGAAGGAUGUCAGAGGAGCUCAAAAGGUGAACGAGUGGCACAAGAAAAUGGAAGAGUUGCGUCUUCAGGAUCUGAAACGGAACCGAGAGCUGGGCAUUCUGAAAGAAGAAAUUAAAUAUUUAAAGAAUGUCAUUGCUGAGCAAGAACGCACCAUCAGCAGUCUGCAAGAAGAAGUUGUUCAGCAAAACAAUCUUUAUGAGGAACAGCAGCUAUCUUGGGAUCAGAGGGAAGUGGAUCUGGAACGACAGCUGGACCUGUAUGAGCGUCAGCAUAAUGACGUGCUCAGCACUGCACGGAAGUUUGAGGAAGCUGCAGGAUCUAUUCCAGACCCCAGCUUGCCUGUUCCACAGCAGCUUGACUUAGCUUUAAGAAAGAUCAGAGAGCAUGUCCGCACCAUUCUGGAAACACAGACAACGUGCAAGACCUUGGAUGAAAAACUGAAAGAAAAGGAGGCAGCCCUUUGGAAAGCAGAACAAAAUGUGUUAUCGAGGGACCGUGUAAUCAACGAGCUGAGACUUCGCCUUCCAGCAACAGCAGAGAGGGAGAAACUCAUAGCAGAGCUGGGUAGCAGGGAAGAGGACCCUGAGUUUCAGCAGGCUUUGAAAGUGGCCCAUCAAACCAUAGCAAACUUGCAGGCCCGGUUAAACCAGAAGGAAGAUGUCCUGAAGAAAUACCAGCGCCUCCAAGCCAAAGCAAGACAGGACCAAGAAGAGGUUGCAAAGAAGCAUGACGAGGAACUCCGAUUAUUACACCAGAAGCUGGAGUUGCACUCUGAUACAUCACUAAACAAGUUCAAGCAAACUGCCCUGGAACUGAUGAAGAAACCUUCCAUUGCUGUUCCUACUACAAAACACCUGGUCAGGCUAGCUGAGAUGGAGCAAACAGUAGCUGAGCAGGACAACUCGCUGUCUAAUCUUACUGAUAAACUAAAGAGAGUAACAGCAGAACUAGAGAAGCAGAAACAAAUCACAGUGUUAAAAAUUAAAGAACACUCAAGUGAAAAAGCAAAACUUGAGGAGAGGCAUGUAGCUGAGGUAAAGAAACUGAAGGAGAAUGUGGCUGAGCUUCGAACCCACUUGACCCAAAUGGAAAAGGAGGUGCAUUACCUCAGAACUGAACUGGAGGCACAGAAAGAGGCCAACACCAGGGCCCCCACCACUACAAUGAAAAGCUUGGUGGAAAGGCUUAAAGCUCAACUUGCUUUAAAGGAAAAACAGCAAAAGGCUCUCAGUAAGGCUCUGUUAGAGCUGAGAUCAGAAAUGACUGCUCAUGCGGAAUACCAGAUUGUGGCAAGUGCAUCACAAAAAGAGGAAAACCUGAAUGUCCAGCAGAUUGUUGAUAAGCAUACGAAAGAACUGAAGUUUCGCAUUGAAGACUUGAAUGAGCAACUUCUGACGGCAAAGGAAAAUCUGAGAGCAAGUAAAAACAAGGAAAACAGUCUAAAAGAAGAGAUGGACAGUUUAAACCGGGAUCUAAACAGGAGUUGUAAGGCUCAGAACAAGUUGCAGUCAGAGAAAGAAGCACUGGACAAAGAGAAUGAAGAGCUCAAAAAAAGAAUAAAGAGGCUAGCCAGCAGCAUGCAGAUCAAGUCAGAUAGUGAAAGCAAGCAGUCCACAGUAGAUGAACUUCAGAAGAAGAUAAAAAGGUUAGAAACUGAGCUGGAAAGGAAGGCUACAUCACAACAUGUGGAAAGAAAAAUAAUAAAGGAAGACAAGAAAUCAAAAGAAGAAAUAGCAAGGUGGGAAGAAGGUAAAAAAUGGCAAGCUAGAACUGAAGGCAUGCGCAACAAACUGAAAGAAAAAGAGAAGGAGGUUGAGAGCUUAACAAAGCAACUGAGUACUUUAAAAGACCUCUACACACGGCUUGAGCAGGAAAAAGCACUUUGCAGAAGAAAAUCUUUGCAGAAGAAAAUCAAGGCCCGUGGUGUGACUGUGGAUCAAGUGGUGGGAGUUCGAACUCUAGAGUCUGAAAAGGAGAUUGAGGAACUGAAGAGGAGGAAUUCAGAGCUGGAAAAUCACAUUGUUACUAUAAAGAAACAGCAAGCUUUACCACGAGAUUCUGCAAUGGAAGAUUUGAAUUUAAAAAAUCGAUACCUUGAGGAAAAACUCCAUGCUUUAGAAAGACAACUUUCAAAAGAUACUCAUUCCAGACCUUCAACAUCUGGUAUUGGAUCUGAUUCACAUUCCCAAAAAGAUGAUGAAAUCCAUAGGGAGAAUCUCAAGCUGUCUUCAGAAAACAUGGAACUGCGUUUCCAACUGGAACAGGCCAGCAAAGACUUGCCAAGAUUUAAGGACAAAGUUGCAGACCUAAAAGAGAUGUGUGACCUUCUUAAAAAGGAGAAAACAGAAAUUGAGAAAAAACUUGGAAAUGUACGAGGGUCUGGCCGCAGUGGCAAGACAGUCCCCGAACUGGAGAAAACUAUAGGCCUUAUGAAGAAGGUGGUGGAGAGGGUGCAGAGGGAGAAUGAAGAACUGAAGAAAGCUCCUGGAGUGGUAUCCAAGGAGAAGCUUACUGGCCUGGAAAGGGAGAAUGAAAAGCUCAAGUCAGAGUUUGAAAAACUGAAACUUCAAAUGGGAGGUCAGCUAAGCAUGAGGUACGAGUCUAAAACAAAGGGAAUGGAGAAGAUUCUCGCAGAGAAUGAGAGGCUACGCAAGGAGCUUAAAAAGGAGGCAGACUCGGCAGAAAAGCUGAAGAUAGCAAAGAAUAAUCUGGAGAUCAUGAAUGAAAAGCUAAUGGUGCAGUUGGAAGAAACCAGCAAGAGGUUAAGUUUUGCUGAAAGCAGGGGGCCACAGUUAGAAGGUGUGGAAAGCAAAAGUUGGAAAUCUAUUGUGGUCACAAGAAUGUAUGAAAGUAAAAUGAAGGAACUAGAGACUGACAUUGACAAAAAGAACAAGAGUCUUUCAGACCUGAAACAGCUGCUACGAGAAGCAACUGAGCGGGAACAGAAAACAGAGCACUAUAUCAGUGACUUGAAAGAGCAAAUUGAACUUCUAAAACAUUUCCCUGAGGAAGCAAAGACUGAGCCAGGCCUAAUCAGAGAGCUACAGCUCAUCAGGCUAACAAAUGAUCGUCUGGAGAAGGAAAAAACAGAGCUUAUUCACCAGUUAAAAGUUUAUAGACAGCAGAUUGGGGCAACAACAGAGGGUGCUGCUGAACCUGGGUAUGAUGAGCUUCUAGAGAAAUGCAUAAAACAUGACAAAAUGAUGAAGGACUUGGUGGAUCUGCAAACCGAGAUCAAGGCCUCAGACCUAGAAAAAAGAUACUUGCAGGAAGAAGUAAAAAAGAUGAAAAAAGAACUUGAGAACUUUGACCCCACUUUCUUUGAAGAGAUUGAAGACUUGAAGUACAAUUACAACCAAGAAGUGAAGAGGAAUAUUCUCCUGGAGGAGCAGCUUAAGAAGCUUUCAGACCAGUUUGGAGUUCAGGUUAACAUUCCAGCUAAUGUAUCCAUUGACUAAAAUAUAGGAACCAUCCUGAAAAAAUACUUAAGAUAAAUCCAUGACAAAUCUCAUUGCUUUGUAAUGUUAGCUGAGGUGCCUCCACUGUUAUGCUAGCUUAGUAUUGUUUGUACUGCAUUUUGUUACAUCAGGAAGAAAGCUUGUUAAAUGUAACACCAUUGUAUUUUCUUUAGAUGAUUUUACACAGACAAUACACCAAUUGGCCAGUAUUGGUGGUUAUGUGUAGUUCCUGUUUGUUUUUAACAAUAACAACUAAGAGUCUUAUGUUUCCCCUUCCUAUUUUAUCUACGAAGUAUGCCCUAUUGCUGUGCCGUUCGUCUAAAUUUUAAAUUCCUCUCAACCACAUUAUCAACCUGUUUUCUGUAACAGUUGUUAGAUUUUUCUUUAGGCAAAAUCAUAUGGCAAUAUGAUCUGUUUCUCCAGCGACAGUAUGAGUGAUGGGUACUGAACUGGCUUUUUAAUAGCUCUAAAAAAUAUAUCUACAAUUGUCUGUUUUUACAGACCCUAAUUUAGCAGUAAUCUUGGAUUACUUUACCCAAGGUAACAUUAGGUUAUGUACAAGAUUGCUGCGAAUCAGGAUUUGUAAAACUAGCUAAAUUAGUACACAGGAGGCUGAAUCAGAAACUGAUUACAAUUAUAUAGCAGUGUUAAGUAGUGCUGCAAAAUAAAGCUACUUUAGAAUUGUUUACACUUCUAAAUGUUAUUUAUGGAAACAAUGUUUUUUGUGAAAUUAUUCUGUAAAUUACUUUUUUAUUAAAUUGAGAUGGCUUGAAAAUAAAUGUAACUGUCAAUGUUAAUACUUGCUUUUGUUUUGUAGUGUUGCUAUUGUUAUUUUAAAUAAGGAACAUUUGCUCAUAAGCUGCCCUUGUAAAAAAAUGUCCUUCCAUGUACCUUAUGAGAAAAAUCGCUCUAUGAAUUUGGCAGUAUCUUUUGUAUUUUAGCCGUUGCAUUCUUGUUUCAUCCAUAUGCUCCCUCCUCCCCACGUCACAUGUUUUAUUAUUGUUAUGAGGUACCAUCAUUAAUCAAUAAAAAUAAACACACACAGGAU
Messenger RNA from Polyodon spathula (Mississippi paddlefish), 8680 nucleotides. RefSeq names its product centrosomal protein 290 (gene cep290). Gene Ontology annotation, biological process: kidney development; camera-type eye development. The record is from RefSeq and is a predicted model, not a curated record. NCBI's taxonomy places the organism in Eukaryota, Metazoa, Chordata, Actinopteri, Acipenseriformes, Polyodontidae.